AUGAGGAGGUUUAGGCAGAAAAGGCCAAGGAGUGGUGUGCGCGCGGAGCCCGGGACCCGGGCGCGGACCGAGUGGGAGCGCGAGUGCAGCCGGGGAGGGCCGGCGGCAGAGUCUCCGCCAGAGUCCGCGAGGAGCCCAGCCGGCCGCCAAAGGUGCUUCUGGCGGGCGCGCUUCCACUUUGCAAAGAGUGUCUCCCGCGCAGCCGGCCUCUCCAGUCCUCACCUGGGGCUGCCUCUGCAGGGCCACCCUCCGUCUCCAGGGAGGCCCAGGCUCGCCAGCGAGGAAGGACGCGGGGCCCUGGCCCAGCGGGAAGGCUGGAGGAACUCAGGCUCGGAGGAAAAGGCUUUUAGACCUGGGCCAUCGACGAAGGGUUUCUAUAGGGACGACCAGCAUCCGGACGCAGUGGGCAGAGGCGGCAUGCUUUCGGCGCCACCUCCGUGGGGACCGCGCGGCACUUCGAGGUGCAAGGCUGAGCCUUCGGGGUGUGAGCGCGCGCCCCCGGCUUCGUGCGCCGCUAGAAAGCGGCGUGUCCGUGCGUUUGUCCGCGAGCGUGUGCCGGCUGCGACUGCAGGGAGAGGAAACGGGCCCUUGUACAUAGCCCUACCUGUAGAUAGGCACAUCAACAGGAAACAAUGCUUUAAUACAUGUGUCCUGGAGCACAAUAAAAUACACCACAAUCUAAAGAAACUCCAGAAUUACGAGAAUGAGAGUGAAGAAAAUUCACAUGGGCUACAAUAUCUAUUACCUUAAACUGCAAGAGACAAGGUUCCAACCCGAAGGUGAACAUUUAUGUGUUUAUGACUGGCUACAUUUACGACUUAAAGAACAGUUUUGUGAGGGGAGAAACUCGGUCACUGAAGAAGAAAAAUUAUAAAUUUCAAAUUAAAGAGUAAAAGGAGCUCCCGUAGCAAAUGCUAGAGGAAUGAAAACAAGAAUCAUUGAGGAGUUGAUGCUCUCAAAGGCAUAAACAUUUCUGAUGACACACAAGCUGGAUGUUGAGAUCUGUAGGUUUAUAAGGAAGACUCACAAAUGCCUCAGCAAAUCCCAAAUCAUUAUCAGAUCAGUGUUUCUUAAUA
This is a messenger RNA of Cebus imitator (Panamanian white-faced capuchin), 1076 nucleotides long. RefSeq lists its product as uncharacterized. The record is from RefSeq and is a predicted model, not a curated record. Bases 1 to 750 code for a protein of 249 amino acids. The transcript has 3 exons. Lineage: Eukaryota; Metazoa; Chordata; Mammalia; Primates; Cebidae.